This is a messenger RNA of Jaculus jaculus (lesser Egyptian jerboa), 1558 nucleotides long. RefSeq names its product synaptogyrin 2 (gene Syngr2). Lineage: Eukaryota; Metazoa; Chordata; Mammalia; Rodentia; Dipodidae. The coding region runs from base 26 to 697 and encodes 223 amino acids. The record is from RefSeq and is a predicted model, not a curated record. The transcript is spliced from 4 exons. Gene Ontology annotation, cellular component: neuromuscular junction; synaptic vesicle membrane.
UCGGCGGCGCGGCGGACUCGGCGACAUGGAGAGCGGGGCGUACGGCGCGGCCAACGCGGGCGGCUCCUUCGACCUGCGGCGCUUCGUGACGCAGCCUCAGGUGGUGGCGCGCGUCCUGAGCCUGGUUUUCGCCUUGAUUGUAUUCUCAUGCAUCUUUGGUGAGGGUUACAGCAACACUCAUGACACAGGACAGAUGCACUGCGUCUUCAACCGGAACGAGGAUGCCUGUCGCUACGGCAGUGCCAUUGGGGUGCUGGCUUUCCUGGCCUCAGCUUUCUUCUUCGUGGUCGACAUCUAUUUCCCCCAGAUCAGCAACGCCACUGACCGCAAGUACCUGGUCAUUGGUGACCUACUGUUCUCAGCGCUCUGGACCUUUCUGUGGUUUGUUGGUUUCUGCUUCUUGACCAACCAGUGGGCAGCCACCAGGCCAGAAGAUGUGCUGGUGGGAGCCGACUCAGCGCGGGCAGCCAUCACCUUCAGCUUCUUCUCCAUCUUCUCCUGGGGCAUGCUAGCCUCCCUGGCCUACCAGCACUACAAGGCUGGAGUGGACGCCUUCAUCCAGAACUACGUGGACCCCACCCCAGACCCCAACACGGCCUACACUUCUUACCCCAGCGCCUCGGCAGAAAACUACCAGCAGCCGCCCUUUACCCAGAACACCGAGACCUCCGAGGGCUACCAGCCCCCCGUGUACUGAGCAGCUGGGCUGGAAGGAGGCAGGGAGGCUGCCCCCCACUCUGGACUCUUCCCUCAAGGCUUGUCUCCUGGGGCCACAGCCCCUCUUCCUGGCUCCUUGCCUGUGGCAGGUGGUAGCCCAGGAAGCCCUCUGCCUUCCCACACCCCAGCCGUAGCAGCAGAACACACCCCAGUGCCUGUGCCCAGGGGGCCUCACAGUCACCCGCUGACUGGCAAGGGCGUUGGCUAGGAAAGGGGUUUAGAUAGAUCUUCUCUCAUUGUUGGGUUUUUGACAGUACUGGGAUGGGACCCAGGGCCUCGUCCAUGUUAGCCAUGUGUCCCACCACUGUGCCACGUCCUCAGCUCCUCACCCACCUCGAUGCAGCCGCUGAAGGCAGAAUGGUGCUCACCACGUGCCGUAGCACCCUGUAGCCCACGGCUGAGCUCAGCCUGAGGUGAUGGGAGCCCGUGUUUUUUUUUUUUUUUUUUUUUUUUUGCCAAAGAUGAGAUGGAGGACCCUUGCAUGUCUCCUUGAGGUGCUGGGUUCAGGCUCCCCACCUCCUCACUCAGGUUUGACACCCAGCCUCGGGCUGGGUUUGUGUUCACCACUGUGCCAACUGCCCCAGGCUGCCUUCCUGACAGCUGUGGGGUGGGCUGGGGUCCACCUCAGGAGGCCUGGACACCACCUCCUCGCCCCCACCCCCCAGGCAGUAGGGAGGGGCUUUGCCUGGAGAGAACACCCCGCUUUAUAUAUUCUCUGCCAAGGUUUAGUUCCAAGUGUGGGAGGGCCGGAUGAAUGUAUUAGAGCCUCGGGGACACCCCUGCCCUUGGGCUCUGUAGACUAGUCUGGAAAGGGAAUAAAUGUGUUUUGUUUUUUUUCUCA